AUGCUUUCCAAAGCUUUGGCUAAAGCGAAUACUGCAGUAUUACUAGACAAUGCAGAAAACUUCGAAGGUGCCAUUGAAGCCUACCAAGAUGCGUGCGAGUUACUGCAAUUUGUUAUGCUCCGGAGCAAUGGAGGUGACGUGGAGAAGUACAAAUUAUUGGAAAUACGCAAAACUUACCUAAAUCGCAUUCAAGAACUUCUUCGGAUACAACUUCCUUCCAAUUUUAAUAAAGACAAGGCACUGCCUGAAAGACCGCCAAGCGGCCAAAGUUCUACACCUCAAGAGGAAGAACUGCCAGUUGAGCGGCACUACACCGAUGAGGAGGGCGUAGAAUAUCUUGCGGGACAAAACACUGAUAAUGAUGUGCCCGCGGUACCUAGUCUCAAUACCGUGCGAUUGCCAUCUAUAUCUGGCCCAGAUCUCAAUUUCUCGUUUGAAGAAUCGAGUACAGAUAUGAGCGGUGUCAACUCACGGGAAACUGAAGCACGGGGAUCAUCGCCUUCUCCUACCCGUCAAAGAUUCAUUUCGGACCCGGCUGAUUAUCAUGAUGAUCCAGAAACACGAAGUUCGACAGCGCACGCAUCGCAUACCUCUGAAGGGCAGGCUCCAGUCAAUGAUAGCCAAUCUACUUCAUGGCUGGACACUAUCGACGAGUCCGGGGCUUCUUCACCUGUGUCCACAAAACUAUCCUUGUACAUAGGUGGUACGCAUUCACAUCAUGCAAGUAAUGGUACAGAGGCUGAAUUUGAUGCUGCGCUAGACGCAGCCGUUGAAGCAGCCUAUGAUGAGGGUUUGGAACCCGCGCUGAACGAACAGGAGGGCUUUUAUGAUGAUGACGAUGAUUAUGAUGAUCACCGAGAUGACGAUUACGAUCACGAUGAUGUAGUAUCAAACGCUAGACGAAACAUUGAAAUUGCCAAGCAGCGAGUGCGGGAAGCCGAGAUGGAGGCCCAAGCUGUUAUGGCACGAGGCUUGCAGCAGCGGCUUAUGAUGCAGGACGAAUCUGCGCUCGUGUCCACCUACAAUGCUGAUGCCGAUUAUAUCGAUGAGGAGGCCGAGGAGGAAGAGCGCAUGUUAGAGGAGAUGACGAAAGGCUAUGUGAUGGAUGAUUUUGAAUUCAAUCUUCAUACCAAAACUGCACUUCCUAGACAGUCAGAUUCAAGUACAGUCUCCGGCAGAACAUGGGGCAGCUCGAUCACAUCAACUUCGGCAAAUUCAGCCACGGCCGGUACCUCUCUUUCGACGCUGGCAGAGGAAGGUAUUUUCCCCGGUGCGACAAUGCCGACCAAGCGACUUCCCCCGGUCCCAAAAAUACCAUCGGGAACCACACAGCAACCUAUUGCACCUAACAUGUCACCAUCUGCGGGCGUACGAGCUCGUCGCUUCUCCGGAUCUAAUACGAAGCAAUUGAAAAUCGACACUAAGCGUGUGACUGCGGGCUAUGAGCCAACCAAGAAAGAGCCGUUUUCAGCACAACCGGCCGGUCCUCCAUCGCCAGUACUACAGGUUGAACCCAAGACAAGCUUACCGAUAUUGACUAGCUCAAUGUCCAAACCAUUGCCGACUGGACCUUCUCAAAAGAAGGGUUCAUUCGACGUUUCAGCGGUAGGCCAGCGUAGUGCAAGUCUGACAAGGAUACCUACUCUUGAGGGAGAUUCUGUUGCGCGAUCUGUACAAUCCUCGCCUCCUAGAACAAUCAACAAGAUAAUUUCUGCUCCCGGCAUGCUUCGCAAGAACACGUCAUCGUCUAGUCUAGCAGGCAUGAGAGCAAGGAAUAUGUCAAUUUCGACCCCCGACAUUAAUGAAUCUCCUAAUACACCAUCAAGCAGCUAUUUUCCUGCUUUUGAUUUCCAACGGCAAUUAGCAAAUGGCCUCGUACCUGCAAUGCCAACGCCGAGCGGAGCGUCAUUUCCCUUGCUGACUUCUAAAAGUCUCCACCUCUUUGACAACGAUAUACAUUCGCCGACUACUCCCGGAUCGCCUAGCUCGACGAUCACCAACGCUCCUAUACCUCUGGAACCUUGUCCAGAAUCCUUCUUGUUGCGCCCUUUCUGGCUUAUGCGAUGUCUUUAUCAGACUAUUGCACAUCCACGUGGUGGAUAUCUGUCUACCAAGCUGUUCAUACCUAGGGAGGUAUGGCAUGUGAAGAACGUCAGGAUCAAAGCUAUUGAGGAUAAAAUCUCACUCUGUGACUUGUUGACGGCAGCUCUUCUGAAAGUCGCUCAAGUCGAUACAUAUGACGCAGAUGCUGUUUUGGAAGAAAUGCAGACUUUUGAGAAUAUUCUAGAUCAAGUCCAAACAACAUUUGCAAAGAAACUUGGCAAUGAGGUUGGGGUUCAAGGAGCGCUUCCAUUGUUCAAAAACGCAAACAUUGCUGAGGAGUCGCCGAUAAAUACCGAGAAUAUGGCGUCCAGGAGUUCGAGCCAAUCUAGCAGGUCUGUUCUCACUUCUUGGCGAAAACUUCGAUCGAAGAGCUCGGCAGCAGCGAGCACUAGCACGGCUCCAUCGACAUAUAGGGAUAGUGGUAAAAGCGGUUUGAGUAUGAGUACGUUACCCAUGACAGCUUCUCCUCCUAGUGGUCGCUUCACGAAGCGGGAUGUCAUGCAGCUUCAAUUGACUGGCCCGAAUGCGAAUUUUAUGGGAGCAUUGGCGCGAUUAUUCGAUGCCGCCCAAGUUCUGGAUCAAAUCGCGCGCCAAGUUGAAGACCCCGGACUGAAGCAUUCAUCGCCCACGCAUGUCGGACUGGAGUUGAGCACUCGUCACGCCGCAGAAUUCUUCGGAUUCUAUGUCUGCCGCUUCGCCCUGAAUGAUGUGGGCUUGCUACUCGAUAAAUAUAUCAAACGAGGCACUGAAUGGGUGCUCGUAUAA
This is a messenger RNA of Talaromyces amestolkiae, 2868 nucleotides long. RefSeq lists its product as uncharacterized. The record is from RefSeq and is a predicted model, not a curated record. The coding region runs from base 1 to 2868 and encodes 955 amino acids. NCBI's taxonomy places the organism in Eukaryota, Fungi, Ascomycota, Eurotiomycetes, Eurotiales, Trichocomaceae. The transcript has 3 exons.